Aspergillus niger is the source of this 282-nucleotide messenger RNA. RefSeq lists its product as hypothetical. NCBI's taxonomy places the organism in Eukaryota, Fungi, Ascomycota, Eurotiomycetes, Eurotiales, Aspergillaceae. The record is from RefSeq and is a predicted model, not a curated record. The transcript has 2 exons. The coding region runs from base 1 to 282 and encodes 93 amino acids.
AUGCCGUCUGGCACUAGAGAUUUGAAUAUCCACAAGAAAAGAACACAUGGACUCCUGGUUCAUGCUAGACGCAUUGUUCCUUCGGGAAUGGGGCCAGGACCACCUGUUGGGAUCAGUACUAUACUUAGAGGACUUUCACCUCCUUUGGGGGCGGAUCCGCCUUUCGAAACCCAAAGAACAAUUCUAGAAUCUGAAGUCAGUCAGCUGCAUAUUGAGGACAGGGAUGACGCCCACACCGCUGCUUGGAAGUCUGCAGCGUAUUCCCACUUCUUCGUUAACUAA